AUGGCCAAGCGCAUCUCGCUGUCCAUCCGCAUCGUGGAGGGGAAGAACCUGCCCGCCAAGGACAUCACGGGCAGCAGUGACCCCUACUGCAUCGUGAAAGUGGACAACGAGCCCAUCAUCAGGACAGCCACCGUGUGGAAGACCCUGUGCCCCUUCUGGGGUGAGGACUAUCAAGUGCAUGUGCCCCCCACCUUCCACAGUGUGGCCUUCGAGGUCCUGGAUGAGGAUGCGCUCAGCCGAGAUGACGUGAUCGGCAAGGUCUGCCUGACAAGGGAGACGCUGGCCUCUCACCCUAAGGGAUUCAGCGGCUGGGCCCACCUGACGGAGGUCAACCCUGAUGAGGAGGUCCAGGGGGAGAUCCACCUGCGGCUGGAGGUGGCGCCCGGGACCCACAGCCGCCUGCUGCGCUGCUCUGUCCUCGAGGCCAGGGACCUGGCCCCCAAGGACUGGAACGGCACAUCUGACCCUUUUGUUCGAGUGAGAUACAAAGGCCGGACUCAGGAGACCUCGGUGGUGAAGAAAUCCUGCUACCCACGCUGGAAUGAGACAUUUGAAUUUGAGCUGGAGGAUGGGGCCACAGAGGCCCUGUGUGUGGAGGCCUGGGACUGGGACCUCGUCAGCCGCAAUGACUUUCUGGGCAAAGUAGUGGUCAAUGUCCAGAGUCUGUGUGCAGCUCAGCAGGAAGAGGGCUGGUUCCGGCUGCAGCCCCACCAGGCCAAACAGCGGCUGCGAGUGGAGGGCAACCUGGGCUCCUUGCAGUUGGAGGUGCGGCUGCGGGACGAGACGGUGCUUCCGUCCAGCUGCUACCAACCCUUGGUACAACUGCUGUGCAGGGAGGUGAAGCUGGGCAGCCAGGGCCCAGGGCAGCUGAUCCAGAUAAUCGAGGAGACGACAAGCACCGAGUGCCGCCAGGAGGUGGCCACCAGCCUGCUCAAGCUCUUCCUGGGGCAGGGACUGGCCAGGGACUUUCUGGACCUGCUGUUCCAGCUGGAGCUGAGUCGCACCAGUGAGGCCAAUACCCUGUUCCGGAGCAACUCCCUAGCUUCCAAAUCUAUGGAGUCUUUCCUGAAGGUGGCAGGGAUGCGGUAUCUGCACAGCGUCCUGGGCCCCAUCAUUGACAAGGUGUUCGAGGAGAAGAAGUACGUGGAGCUGGACCCCAGCAAAGUGGAGGUUAAGGAUGUAGGGUGCUCCGGGCUGCACAGGCCACAAACCGAGACCGAGGUGCUGGAGCAGAGCGUGCAGACGCUGCGCGCCCACCUGGCGGCGCUGCUGAGCACACUCCGCGGCUCGGUGCGCGCCUGCCCCGCGCUGGUCCGCGCCACCUUCCGCCAGCUGUUCCGGCGCGUGCGCGAGCGCUUCCCGGGCGCACAGCACCAGCACGUGCCGUUCAUCGCCGUCACCAGCUUCCUGUGCCUACGUUUCUUCUCUCCCGCCAUCAUGUCACCCAAGCUCUUCCACCUGCGGGAGCGGCACGCGGACGCCCGCACCAGCCGCACGCUGCUCCUGCUGGCCAAGGCGGUCCAAAGCAUGGGCAACAUGGAUACACCGGUUUCCAGAGCCAAAGAGGCUUGGAUGGAACCGCUACAGCCCACGGUGCGCCAGGGCGUGGCACAGCUGAAAGACUUUAUCACCAAGCUGGUGGACUUGGAGGAGAAGGAGGGGCCUGCGGAGCUGGACCUGCACCCGCUGAGCUUGCACGCGCCCCCGGUGAAGGAGGGCCCGCUCUUCAUCCACAGGACCAAGGGCAAGGGCCCCCUCACGUCCUCCUCCUUCAAGAAGCUCCACUUCUCCCUCACCACCGAGGCCCUCAGCUUUGCCAAGACACCCAGCUCCAAGAAAAGCGCCCUCAUCAAGCUUGCCAACAUCCGGGCAGCAGAGAAGGUGGAGGAGAAGAGCUUUGGCAGCUCACAUGUCAUGCAGGUCAUCUACACGGAUGACGCUGGUCGACUCCAGACCGCCUACCUGCAGUGUAAGUGUGUGAACGAGCUGAACCAGUGGCUGUCUGCACUCCGCAAGGUGAGCGUCAACAAUACCGGCCUGCUGGGCUCCUACCACCCUGGUGUCUUCCGAGGGGACAAGUGGAGCUGCUGCCACCAAAGGGACAAGACAGAUCUGGGCUGUGAUAAAACUCGGUCCCGGGUGACGCUGCAGGAGUGGAACGACCCCAUUGACCAUGACCUGGAGGCCCAGCUCAUGUACCAGCACCUGCUGGGUGUGGAGGCUGCACUGCGGAAGAAGCAUCUGGAACUGCGUAGGGACCCAGAGGCAGGGCCUAAAGAAGUCCCUGAAGACUCGCUGGCCCAGCUGCUCCAUGUCCUGCAGGAGCUGCGGGAAGCUCAUGGCCACAGCCCGGGUGGCCUGCACCUCUCAGAGCCCUGCCACUUCCUACAGCUACAGAAGUGAGGUCUGUGCUCAGCACCCUGCCAGGGACCCCAGCACCCCAAUGCACUUGGGACCUCGCCCCAGCCGCCUUCACCGAGGGGCACACCCAAGGCCUUCCUGGAUCUUGGCCCAUCUGCAAUCUGUGGGGGGUUGUGGGUGGCCCCUGCUCCCCUGGGAAGUCUGGCUGCUCCCCGACGCACCCCACAUUCUCCACCUAGGACAACGGCUGGAUGUCAGGGGUGGCGUGAGGCAGGAGGGCCAGGCCCCCACACCUGCCCUGGGCUCCCUGGCCAUCCCCAGGCUGCUGCCUGGGCCCUGGGCAGUGUCACGGUGCUGUAAUA
Dipodomys ordii (Ord's kangaroo rat) is the source of this 2723-nucleotide messenger RNA. It is a transcript of the gene Rasa4b, whose product is annotated as RAS p21 protein activator 4B. Bases 1 to 2403 code for a protein of 800 amino acids. Gene Ontology annotation, biological process: cellular response to calcium ion; regulation of GTPase activity; intracellular signal transduction. The record is from RefSeq and is a predicted model, not a curated record. The transcript is spliced from 21 exons. Gene Ontology annotation, molecular function: phospholipid binding; GTPase activator activity. Lineage: Eukaryota; Metazoa; Chordata; Mammalia; Rodentia; Heteromyidae.